This is a messenger RNA of Spodoptera littoralis (African cotton leafworm), 852 nucleotides long. The record is from the annotation of a GenBank genome assembly. NCBI's taxonomy places the organism in Eukaryota, Metazoa, Arthropoda, Insecta, Lepidoptera, Noctuidae.
AUGAAACUGUUCAUCGUCUUAGCCGCUGUUGCUUUGGCCCAGGCCGCCAAACUGGACAGGACCUACCUCCCACCUAACGCUCAGGCUUCUUCAGGAUCUGCUUACCUGGAUGCGCCUCGCCAGUCCAACGGAUUCCAGGGUCAAACUGGUGCCUUCUCAUCCAGCGCCCAAAGCGGCGCUUACUCAGGCUUCGAAGCCCGUCCCGUGGAGCGCGCUCAGACUGCCUUUGAAAGGAACGCUGCUAUCCUUCGUCAGGACAAUUCCAAUGAUGGAGAGACUUACGCGUAUGCUUAUGAGACUGAGAACGGUAUCUCCGGCGAAGAGAACGGAGUGGCGACCAACGGAGUGCAGGCUCAGGGCAGCUACUCCUACACUGGGGAUGAUGGCAAGGUCUACUCUGUUAGGUACACCGCUGAUGAGAACGGUUUCCAACCCCAAGGUGACCAUCUCCCCACUCCUCACCCCAUCCCUGAAGAGAUCUUGAAGGCUCUGGAGCAGAAUGCUCGCGAUGAGGCCGCUGGCAUCUUUGAUGACGGAUCUUACAGCGAGGCUAAAUACGAUAGCAACUCCCAGCAAACUUACUACGACAGCAACGCUCAAGUGAUAAACUUCAACAAGGCUGACGCUGUUGUUACCAACUCCGCUGGUCUUCGCAAUGAUGCUCCCUUCGUUCAACGCAACAACCAGAGGAGUGGAGUGCAACAAACCGCCUUUAACAGCAACGCUCGUGCUGCCCAAAGCUCCAACUCCAGCACUGCUGCUGGAGUCCAGAAAACGUACCUCCCGCCCUUCGCGCAGAAGGCUGGAGCGAGACAAUCCUCCUUCGACGCUAGAGCCGGCUACCGAUACUAG